AUGAAAAAACGACAUUCAACCUUUUCCACCACAAUCAAUCAUCGAGAUUUGAUUAAAUCAUCUAAUUUUAAUUCAUUAUCUACUAGUAAUAUUCAAUCAUCAUCAUCACCAAUAUUGAGCACUACUUCUAGAAAAGGCUUCCGAGAACGACCACUCAUCAAAUUCAUAUUAAAACAACGUUCCAAACGAUUGCAACAACAAGGCUCUAGUGAGUUUGCUGGUGCGGAAGUGGAAAUUUUGAAGGCUUGUUGGAGAAAAAUAGAGGAAGAGGAGAUGAAGGACUAUCGAGAAAAUCUCUCGAAUCGAUUGGGGUUUUAUUUUGAUGAUGAGGAAUUGUUGGCCAUGUUCGGAAAUCAAUUGAUGAAGGAUGAAGAGGAACUACAGCAGAGGACGACAAUGGAUACUACCAACACUGAACCAAGUUCGGCUGGUGGUGCUACUCUUGACAAUUCUUCACUGAAGAGUGGUGACAGUGCUCGUUCAUUGACAAGUUUCGGAUCUGACUCGAAACUAAAUUCGCCAAUUAGUCCCAACCUCGACAAGAAGCAUUUGCAGUCAACUUCAUCGACCAAAAGCUCCACUUCAUUUGCAUCCUUCUCUGGUGCACCAUCAUCACUCACACCAAGCCCAAACAUUGAGGAGAACAAAAAUCUUUCCUACCUCUACGAUAUUCAUACUUUUCCUAGCAAGCUGAAUCUGAUACCAACCAUGCAUUAUAAUGUGUUGGAUGUUGUUGAGUUGUCCUCUGUACAGCAAAUUGUAAAUAUAACAAGUCCUUCUUCGGAGAUUGGGAUACUUAAAGAUUGUACAAAUGAUUCUUCUCCUACUGUAAAUAUUGAAUCAACCACUUUUAGUCUCGAGAUUUUAGAUAGUUUUAUUACUGUUGAUUCUUUUGAAGAUUUUUCAAAUCCUUCAUAUAAUCCACUCAAUAUUAGACAUUUAUAUUGUGAUUAUUGGUCCAACAAACUAGAAUUCAAACAAAGGAUCAGUAAAUCUUCUCUUACUUCAAACAAUAAGAAGGAAAAUGAAAAAUCAAAAAACUAUAUACCAUUUGAAGAAUUGGAAAAAUGUAGAAAUUGUACAGAACUCAAAUUGAACAAUAACAAGAUUAGAUCUCUAGAUUCUAAACAUUUUACCAAUUUUGCACACUUGACAGAAUUGAAUCUAUCUUCGAAUAGAAUGUCUAAAGCAAGACUGCCUGAGGAUAUUUUCUCACAUAUGCCACAUUUGCAGAGGCUUUCUCUCGAUUAUAUGGGUCUUAAGACUCUACCAAAAUCAAUUAACAAAUUGGUAGAGCUUACCUACCUUUCACUUUCCUUUAACAAAUUGAACACUUUCAACUUGCUACAUGGAAAAGACAGACACUUGAAUGAUUUUUGGCCAAAAUUGACCAAUUUGGAGUACUUGAAUUUGUCUGGAAAUAGAUUGAAUAGAUUUCCUUCAGAAAUUUGUAAUUGCAAAUCAUUGGAAUUUUUGAGUUUGUCCAACAAUAGAAUAAUUAACGAGAUACCAAAGGAAAUUGAAAAUCUCAAAAAAUUAGCAAUACUCUUCUUGAAUGGAAACAAAGUUACUGCUCUUGAUAUUAAUAGAAAUUUGGAAUUUUUAGAGAAUUUGACCCAUUUGGAAUUGGGUCACAAUCCUAAUAUCCAUGUGGUUCCACCUCCUGUUUACAAUUUAACCAAAUUAGAAUCACUCUGUUUGAGCCAUCUAACCAUUAGUCAUUUAUCGGAUGAUAUUGGAAAAUUAAGAAAUUUGACUCACUUGGAUUUGUAUGGCUCCAAACUAACUGGUCUUCCAAAGGGUAUUUCACAGCUUAUCAACCUUAGGAAUUUGGAUAUGCGAUAUUGCAGAGGUAUCAAGGAGUUCCCUAUUGAAUUGUUUGGUCAAAAAGUUUCAAGUAGCACUAUCACUACUACCUCUCCAAUGAAAUCCCUUACUAGAUUGAGUCUUAGCUAUACAAUGAUAGAGAGCAUUCCUGAGGAUAUUUCCUCUCUCCAGAGUUUACAAGCACUUUUGGUGAAUGACUGUCCCUUGCUCGAAGAAAUUAAGGGUAUUGACAAGCUUGUCAAUCUUGUAGAGUUUGACAUCAGUCGUUGCAUCUCCCUUGUUGAGCCUCCUUCUGAUGUGUGUGAGAGAGGUCUUGCCCACAUUAGAGGAUAUCUGAAAGAAAAGGACGAUGGACCUUCUAUUUUUUUAAAGUUUAUUGGAUCAGUAUUUGGUGGAAAUACCUCAAAUAAUUCCUCCACCAACAAGAAGAAACUACCUUCACCAAUAGGCACAGAAAACAACCUCAAAGUGGAACACAAUGAAUUACUUGUUGCCUCACCAGUACCAAGCAUUAAUUCUGGAGAUGAUGAUGGUGAUAGUGAUUCUGAUGAUGAGAUUGGCGCAUCUAAAAAGAAGAAACCAAGUCCAAGUGGCAGUACUGUCAAGUCAUUAUUUUCCUUUUGGAAAUAAAGUGUUGAGUAAAUAAAAACUGAUGAAACAUUUAGACAUCACCAAAU
Messenger RNA from Naegleria gruberi, 2504 nucleotides. Its product is annotated as LRR domain-containing protein. NCBI's taxonomy places the organism in Eukaryota, Heterolobosea, Eutetramitea, Acrasida, Naegleriidae. The record is from RefSeq and is a predicted model, not a curated record. The coding region runs from base 1 to 2457 and encodes 818 amino acids. Gene Ontology annotation, molecular function: protein binding. The transcript has a single exon.